Zychaea mexicana is the source of this 1365-nucleotide messenger RNA. RefSeq lists its product as uncharacterized. The record is from RefSeq and is a predicted model, not a curated record. Lineage: Eukaryota; Fungi; Mucoromycota; Mucoromycetes; Mucorales; Lichtheimiaceae. The transcript has 2 exons. Bases 164 to 1108 code for a protein of 314 amino acids.
AGCCUUCCGAGAUGCUGAUCGUACGAUCAGUCGGUGAGUAUCGUUCCAUUACAUAUGCGUAUAUACUUGUACCUGCCCAAUUCUUAUAUCUACAACUGUUUGACUUGCUAGUGAGGACGCACGGGAAGUUUUGUACUGGCUCAAUGAUGGCGAACCUACCGUAAUGAACAUGCUCACCGAAACCAUGCGUACCGCAACCUUGGCAUCAGGCGAUCAAGCUGUCGAGCCUUCCAUUUACAUCGACAGCGAUGACCUCAGGACCAUCCGCUACCGGACAACAAGCGUUGAUUUGACCAAUAUCCAGGUUGGUGUCGGCCGCCUCCUCGUCGACUGUCGCACGCAACUACAAGACCAUGUAUUGCGCGGCUAUACCUUGCAGGAGCCUUUCUGUGAUCGCUUCCAUGAAAUAAUGGCCGAUACCAGGACAGCCAAUCCCUCCAUCGCAUUCUUCACCAGACCCGGCAACCCAACAGCGAACGACGACUACCUCAAGGUCUUGUUCAGGCACCUGGCAGUGCAACACAGUGACGAAUUUAUUGCAAGCGUGACCGAAAGCGGCGAGCUCUUGUGGAAUCUCGCCGCUCUGUACGAGUGGCUGUCCCAAUGUCGCAAAUUGAUCCUCAUGAUCAUGGUUCUGGCUCACAUUACAAGUGGACAACCGGCGCGAGGUGAGGAGCUCGCAUGCACGACAAUUCGUUCGUCCGCGCGUGGGGCCAAACGUGGCAUGUACUGGUACCGACAAAAGGUCAUGCUGGUUCAGUACUACUACAAGCGUCGUUCGAGAGGCACUGCCGAUCGUUAUGUCGCACGCUUCCUCAACAAGGAGCUAAGCGAGAUUGUCCUGAUGUACCUUGUACUGGUGCGCCCGUUCGAACGGUAUGUGUAUAUUUCAAAGGUUUUUUUUUGGCUGUUGUUUGAGUGCUUAAUUCAUAGUACACCCAAAGCCAUAUGGGUGCCGGUCUCGGGCUUCAAGCCUAUCGCCAUGUCGCCACCUUCUUCAUGCGCCACCACCUCCAACAAGGAACUCAUCUGUUGGAAACAACAGAAGAGUUGCUUGCCCAUCCUGACAUUGACACGGUCGAAGGUGACAACAACGACGACGAUAUAACAACAUACGAGCAGCAGCAACAAGAUGGGCGCCGACGAAUUGUAAAUCGAUUCGAUCCUGGGUUUUUCGACAUGCAGGCGGCACAUUCUUCUUCCGUUGCGGGCAUGCACUAUGCUCGAACGUCAAGCGAUUUAUGGUUUCUAACGACUGAAUCGAUCCACACGUUUGACCUCUGCUCGCGAGAAUGGCAGAAGUUACUGCACAAUCUUCAAAAAUUAAUAAUGAAAGUCCUUCCUUUUUUGGAAUCGAUUUUUAGC